Messenger RNA from Penicillium oxalicum, 780 nucleotides. Its product is annotated as SDR family NAD(P)-dependent oxidoreductase. Gene Ontology annotation, molecular function: oxidoreductase activity, acting on the CH-OH group of donors, NAD or NADP as acceptor. Lineage: Eukaryota; Fungi; Ascomycota; Eurotiomycetes; Eurotiales; Aspergillaceae. The record is from RefSeq and is a predicted model, not a curated record. The transcript has 2 exons. Bases 1 to 780 code for a protein of 259 amino acids.
AUGGUUACGGGAGGGACAUCCGGUAUUGGCUUCGCCAUAGCUGAGCGCUUCCUACAAGAGGAAGCUACGACUAUCAUUCUCGUGGGUCGAUCCCAGGAGAGACUACAAAAAGCUGCUGAGAAGCUCUCUCUCGCUACAAAUACGGAAACUACAUCUGAAAAGGUUCGAUUGCUCGUUGGCGACGUAGGAGAGGCUGGAGGAUGGAUGCGAGAACUAGAAAGGGAAAUGGCCAGUGUGGAUAUCCUUGUUAAUGCGGCAGGCAUAUCGGUCUCAAAUCUCUUGACGAAACUAGAAUUGGCCGACAUCUCCAAUGUUCUCCGCACAAACCUAGAAGGCGCCAUACUUACUUCACGCGCCUUUGUGCGCGCUGCUAUCAGAAGCAGACUCCGGAAUCGCAAAAAUGUCCCUUCUGAAAAGCCAUCGCCGUCAAAAUGCAUCAUCAACAUCUCCUCAUUACUGGCCCUCAAGGCAGGGACCGGCGCAGUGCCUUACGCGGCAUCCAAGGCCGGACUUUUAGGAUUGACGCGGUCCUUGGCUGCGGAGACCGCGGCGUCCUCACGGGACAUGGCCAUUCGGUGCAAUGCGAUUGUUCCGGGAUAUGUUGAGACCCCCAUGAUCGAGGGCUUCUCACCAGGCGAGGUGGACAGGCUGAAAAGCUUGAUUCCUCUCCAUCGCUUCGGAGAUCCUCAGGAAAUUGCAGAUGCUGCAGUCUUCCUGGCUCAAAACGAAUAUGCCAACAACUGUGUAUUGAAUCUCGACGGCGGCCUGAGUGCAAUUUAG